UUUGACAGUACAAUUACGAAAACACAAGCGCAUAAAUGUCUCCCCGCGAUAUUUUCGUAAGAAAUGACUUCUACAAAUGAUGGAAAAGACGUGAAAAGUAAUCAAACAAGUGGCCCAAAAGGCAAAACAUAUUACAUUGAACUUUACAAGUCGCUCGAGGCGGGGCUGAGCGGCGACUGUGAGUUCCGCGAGCGCACACAACACCUGUGCGAGGCGUGGCGACGCAUUCACAGUCUCUGCCAGCACUCGGCGCCCUCGACGCACCCGCAUCUGCUGAGCUGGCUGCAGAGGCACACUGCUAGGCUCGUGCUGCAGACGGAAUGGCAGUCCCCAAAAAGUAAAGAAGAACACAGUAGCCUUGAGGAAGCUAUCAAUGCCUUCAUCAAGGAGUGCUCGGAGCACCCUGGCGGCAGCAGGGAUGCGGGCCCGCCGCCCUGGGAGGUGCAGCUUGUGGCGCGGGGGGAAUGGUUCAAGAAGAUCUUGGAGAACCCCUGGGGACAUCCAGUGCUUAGGGCACUGUUGGACCCCAGGGGGGAACCGCCUUCCGAUCAGGAAGUACUAGAAUGGCUGAAGGAGGAGCGCGGCGUGAUGUUCGUGACGCGGCUGCGGCAGCUGGCGGCCUCCAAGUGCGACGACCUGGCGCUGGCGCUGUCCUCCGCCGUCAUGCAGCGCGUGCGCAGCGACCGCCCGCCCGCUGAUGCUGACGGUACAGACCAGCCGCCCAGCCAGCAACCACCUGCUGAUGUCACAGAUAAACCGAAGGCGGAUAACAAGCCGUCUUUCGAAGACAUCCUGAAGUCAGAGGCGGGGUUCACAGUGGACGUGUGGGAGUUACUCACGGACAUAGAGUUUGUGUUGCUACAUAAACGUGACAAACGCGCGCGCUGUAUCGAACUGGCUAAACAAACUCCUCUCCGCAACGGCUACCAGCUGGUGGAGAGGUUACAAAGCCGGCUCGAUACUUCGCCCCGCGAGAAGAAACUAUGGAAGAACGCCAAAGAAGUCGCUACGCUUAUUGCACAGGUGAUAAUAACCCGAUGCAUGGUGGUGCCGACAUGCGUGGGCGCGGCUCGUACAGCAUUGUACUGUUGUGCCCGGUCGCUGGUGCGGGCGCUGGGCAGCAACCUGCCGUGUGCUGCGCGAGCCCUUGCCGCGCCCGCCUCCACCGCCCGCCAUCUGCACACCCUCGCCGCUGCUGUCGAUGCACAUAGCACGGCGGACAUGAAGCCGUUUGUAUGCGAGCUUUACGUUCGAGCCAUCACCGCCGGUAUGAACGAGCUAGAAAGGCUCAAACUUAAGACUGAAAAGGAAGAGGAGACUCGUUCAGCGGAACAGACGUUAGCGUCAUGGUUCAGCCAGCUGGGCGCGUUGCUCUCAGCAUCAGAGCGGCUCCGCUGCGAGUGCCUGCUGACGGCCUUCUCCGUGCACCCCACGCCCGCCAGCUAUGAGCGUAUCAAGGCCGCGCCGCCGCUCGCAUCGAGGACACUGGACGUUCAUGAAACAAAAGAGGCACCGAAUCCAGAAUUCGGAAGCUGGGCGAGCGACUCCCGCUCGCAGACCAACUUCGUCAAGACUUCGGAGACCCUCAACCUCAAACACACGCAGAACCGAGCAAAUGUGCUGUCCACGGCUAUAUUCAGCGAGGGCGAAGCCCUAGGCAUCAGCCCUGAACUUUGUACGGAUAUCGCCGUGCUGCUGUCCGGACCUAGAUUGAAGACUCUUUCUUGGGAUACUGACAGAGAGGUGCUGCUAUCGAACUGCCGCACAUACAUGGAGCGUACGAACAACGGCACCCGCGCCCUCACCACCGAGCUCAAGUACCUCAACCUGGACCCCAGCCAGUUCCAGCACCUGCCCGAGGAGGACGAUGAUGAUGGAGACAUGUACUACGGCAUUGAGAAAGGCUAUGAACAUUUAGUGGAAUACCAAGAGCCUGAGGAAAUUUGGCAAGACGCAGACGACCCCGAACGAACAGAAAGCGCCAAAUCAGAAGACGACACUGAAUUCCCUAUCAAAAUUAAGAAAUUAAAUAGAAAGACCAGGAAGGCACUAUCUUCAGAAGACGACUCUGACCCCCUCAGCCUCGUGGCAGAAGCCAAGAGGGAAGAAAAGAAAAAGAAAGAACGUCCACACAGCAAAGAAAGAAGUAAAGAGCGUAAAAGAUCAAAAUCAAAACCGAAGCCCAAAGAUCCUCUCGAUGUGGGAGAACAAAGCACAGAGAAGAAGAAAGAAAAAGAACCCAAAAAGAGAGAGAAGCGAAGCAGGAAGAAGAAGGAGAAAGAGCCACAGAGUGUGGCUCAGACUUCUUCUCUGUCCAGUCUUAUUGGUAUGAAGAUUACUAAGCACGCAGUCGGGGGAACUGACAGUACCAACACUGUUGCUAACACCCCUUCCGUCAGUGAUAGUGAUUAUGACAGUCAAGGCAAGUGCUCCGUCAUUUCGGAAAACAACGAGACUGAUGUCCUAUUCGAUGGCCUAUUUUCUAUGGAUGAACUAAAGUCUCCAGAAAAGAGUCCAGGUAAAAAUCCCCUUGCGAAAAAUUUGGAAAAUUAUAACGCUAACGGCAAAAUCGCUGUUAGCACGUCGACUCAACCGCCUUCUUAUGACAACAGAAUGGAUAUUACAAAACCUGCUGUGGCAAGCAGAACGAAAUCGAGAGAUAGUUCCCCAAGCAACCCAACUUCCAGUUUGAGUCCAGCUAGUCAAUCAGUUAAAGAGAGCCUAACGAAAUUACUACACUACAGGCGACAGAAGACCCUUUUAGAGAAUGAAAAACGACUAAAUUUGCAGCCGAAUGUCGUACAUUCAUACAGUUAUGCACAGGGACAAGAGAAUCCUAUUAUAACGCCUCAAGUACCAAGUCCACAGCCACCUUCGGCCAGCCCAGUUAAUGUUCCAGAGAAACCUAAAGUCUAUAUGAACCAAACACAGUCUGAACAGCUCGCAGAACUGAGAAACGAAGUGAAUAGCUUGUUAAGUGCGAAAACUUUUGGUAUCGCCAGACCAGUUAUACAGUAUAGUCCUAAGAGCAACAACAGUUUGAUGAACAAUGCCCAGACAAGUGGGGUUAGAUUACCGAACCCUGGAGUCUCGCAGAAACCGCCGACUUAUAAAAUUCCUCAAGGUCCCGUCAGGUCUGCUACAAGUGCUGAGGCGAAGACCACUCCGUCACGCUCUCAUGUUGCUCAAACCAGUAAUAGACCGAAAUCUGUUGACUCGCCAAGUCAGCAGAAGUUUCAUAUAUUCCUUAAAGAGCUGCAAGAGUCUAUCAACGCAGGGGCUGAUGUAGACACCACUCGGAAUGUUCCAGUCAGGAAAGAAGUGAAACCUAUGAACAGGGUCACCCCUGUAACUCCGGCUAAACCUCAACCCAAGACAUCUCCACAAUGUGCCAAAACCCAAAAGAAGUCAGAUAACUUUUUAAACACAUUCUCGCGCCUCAGUUAUUUACAUAAAAAUAAAAUGGACACGAAAGCAAAUGGAAAGAACGUUGUUGAAGCCCUAAUAGAAUAUCAGAGCAAAACGCUGCAACACCCUCCUGACGAAGAAGAGAUUAAUCGUAUUAUAAAUGAACAAAAAGCUGCAAAAGCGAAAUACCUGAGUUUAAAAAGCGAUCCAGUACCGUCUACAGUAGAGCGAUCGCCAUGUCCCACUCCAAGAACCAAGCAAAGUUUACCGAAAAAUCAAGAGAAAUCAAAGCCUGGCAAUGCUGCAAAGCAGAAUCCAAUAAUCGCCAACAUACUGCAGUCGAACCCUAAACUUACAAUUAAACCGGAACCAGUAACCAGAACUAUGACAGUAGAACGACCGCGGGAUCCUCCGACACCUACAAGAUGUUCGUCACUUACCGAGAGAGAUCAACAGGACUUGCUACUCCUUUUACGACAGCAGACUAAACUAAAUAAUCGUCCUGCGAAGGUCGAAAAUGUUAAAGUUGAAAAUAUAAAGGAGAGGGUACAACCCCCGCAAACGAUUACCAAUCACAUACCUCCAUUGAACUAUUCUCUUCCUAGCACUAUUCAGUCGUCAAACAAAAUCAACAUGUUAGACGCUCCUAGCAUUUCUUACACUAACAUCAAACAAGUAACAAAACAUAGUCCAAGUGUGAAACCAUCCAAUGCAAAUAAUAUCGAUUUGCGAAUACCGCAUACAAAACCUUUGAACAUGGUCAAGACUGAACUUAAUUGUACUAAGACCGUUGAUCAGAAACCUCACAGUAACAGUGAAACUAAGACGACAAAGAACAAAACUGCUGUCAAAUCUGGCGUGGAUAAGCAGGGAACUGAUUGGGAGAAAGUAAUGGACGCCAUUUUGUCACAUAAAACUCCAAGCAGAGGACCGAAUGCCCUCGAUAUGGCUUUGAACAAAGACGCCUAUGACAAAUCGCUAUCAGACAGUUUACGGAAGCAGAGGAUAGUAAAGGUGAAUCCCUCUGGUGAUGGACGAGCUCUUACAGAAGUGAUAUCAAGAGGCUCGUCAGAUCCGGCAUUGAAUUUGGAUCACCCGCAGCGGACCCAUACACCCAUCAUUCUGAGCCGCUCUAACACAGAAAGUGUUAUAAAGACCAAUAAGAAUAAAACAUAUACGAAAUCGUCACAAAAGGUUGUUCAGAAAAGUCUUACGAACAAUAGUGUUCUUCAUGCCAAUCCAAACUUAACCAGACCGAUUCAAACGGAAACAUCAAAACGACAUAUUCAGACUGAGAAAAGACCAAGCCACUCAAAAGACCAAAUUGACGUACUUAAGAAAAUACCUAACAAACAUCAUGAGAAACAGUUUACUGCUUCAUAUUAUAAAGAAGAGGACCCGUUUAUUUCUGGUAUUCCUAACUCUGAUUAUGAUCUCCUUGAAGAAUUAAUGGAUGAUGAUUUGCGACAAGAAAUCGGGGAACUGUCAUCUGACGAAGAUAGUUACAGAACACCAAUGCAAGGACUGAAAGAUAAAGCUUUCCCUAUUAAUAAGCAUAACAUAACUCCUGCGAUGUUAGAGGAAAAGCUCAUAAAUCCGUCAGUAAUUAACUCAACACCGGUUCAUAAGAAACCUGCGCCGAAAGCACGAUGUGAUAUUCCUAAGACUGCUUUUCAUACAAAACUUCAACAACCGGAAUCGGCCAAUGUGAAGUCAGUUAUAAAGAAUCCUACAAAUCUGAAAUUAAGUGAAAUCCUACACCAACAGCCUAAAACAGUUACGAUACCGAAAACGAACGAACAAAUUUUGAACAUAAAUCCAAAUCAAAUGUGUAAUGUCGAUCAGGCGAAUACAUAUGUGGCUGCUGUGCCGCAACAACCUGCGGCAAAGAACGUGGUAAUUGGAGUCAUUGGAUCAGACCUCGUGUACCAGCACUGCACGGUUAAGAACCCGCCUCGUCAAGCUAGUGCACCGCAGAAUUCGUAUGUGGCGUACAACAAGCAACCAAACGUGGCUGUAUAUCAGACCACGCAGUUCGCUGCACCGGUUGUAAAGCCACUGAUCAUAGGAAAUGCUGUCACGGUGCCUGCACCUAAUGCACAAGUGAAGGCAUCACCUUUGGUUACGCUCUCUAAUAAACCUGAAAUUACUGUCCAGACAGUGACUAAACACAGAGUCGAUAGUAACAGAACAAAUAAAGAAGAAAUUAGAAAAGAAUUUCAACAUAAAACAACACAAAAUGCCUCCAAGGAUGCUAAACCUGAGCCAAAGACUAAUACAGUCGAGACUAUAACCAGUGAUACUCAGAAGGUGGAAAAGGAAAAAGUGGAUAUUAAUUCUAAUAAGAAUGUUUGUGAAAGAAAGGUAUUGUCUGAAGUACAAGAAAAACAAAAGUUAGCUUCAGCUGAGAAAACCGAGCCGAAAAUAACUAGAAGCCAAUCAAGAAUGUCUUUCGAACGAGAUAUGGUCAAUGAAGUGUUAAAAGAUCAAGAACGACUGCAAAAGAAACGAUUGUCUAUCAUUAAUCGAAAUAUCUGUCAUCGAAUCGAUAAAACAGUCAUACCGUUAACGUAUGCUCCGCUAAUCAUUAAACCCAUUGUAUGUAAAACCCAAGAGAAACGACCGAAAAUUAAAAUUACUUCAGAUGUCAUUGUCAAUAAAAUUCCAAGCGUAAAAUUGGAGUCUGUGAACAUCAAAGUUAGGAAUGGAGAAUCAUUGGAAACUAACACAGCAGAAAAACCAGAUAAAACUGUCAACGGCGAAAAUUUCAAGGAGAAUAAGGAUAAAAUUCCAGUUCGACGUAUUCUAUUACGAUCAUCGAAUAAAGACCUUAAUUUAAACACGGCAGUUGCUGAGAAAGCCAAGUCACUUCAGGUUCCAGUCAAGAAAUUACGAGUGAGACUAAAACCCACACCUAGAAUAGUCUCAAGUACAACUACAGCAACUGUGAACAACACCGUCAGCUGCACCGGAGCGAAUUUAAACAAAAUAAUCAUAGUUAAAAAGCGGUCACCAAAGAAGAUAGUGAACAAAACUAUAAAGAAAACUGAGAUCAAGAAGAAACCUAUUAAAAUUCAGCCUAAGAGAAAUGCUAAAGUGACAUCAAGUGAGCUUAAAACUCAAGCAAAGUCUGAAGCGCUUGAUCUGCCAAGUGAUAUACCAGAUCUAACAGAUCUUGAGGAAGAAAUAUUAACUUGCAAAAUUCCCAAGUCUCUGAGCGGGCCUGUGCCGCCUUUAGAGGAAAUUCCGAACGUUGAAGAAAUUCUAGGAAACAUUGAUAAUGAUAUCACGGAUGAUGCUAAAAGUGACUACUGUUCCAGUCCAAGCAUUUUAGAAAAAGAGGAUUCAUUUAACCCGUUAUUAUGUAAUGAGGUUAUAGAUACUCCUGACAAUGACGUGCCUCCUAUUCCUCAAGAAUACGGUAGUGAGAAUAAUGUCAGUAAUGGUUUAGUACUGAAAGCAAAGGAAGAUGAGGUUCCUACAAUAAUUGAAACUGUAAAGAAACCUUCCACUAGGAGUGAAGCUCUCAAAUCCUCUGAUUUAGCUUCCAAGACGGUGAAAUCUACGUCAAAUAACGAAAUAAUGAAUGAAAUUGAGAGUUAUAUUAAGAAAUUAGAAGACAGAAUAAAGGACACUGCUGAAACCCAGCGUUUAGAUUUAGAGUGCAAAGAAAUAAUGUUUAGCACCGAUGCCAGUCCGGUGAUGCAAUCUGAAAGAUCCGCGUCACAGACACCUGAAAUACCCGCGUCGCGAUCGCCUGAAGUCAACGCGAACCAGCUUGAAAGAUCAGAGCCUCAUGCUGGAAGCUUCACGUCGCAGCCUGUAAUUAAGACUCCUGAAACGGCACAAGCUGCAGCAGCAAAGACAACUGAAACUAAUGUAAGCCAAAAAAAUACUAAAAGUUCCAAAGAACCCGAGAACGAUGACAUUAUAUGCCUCGAUGAAGAUGAUGAUGAUACUAAAGGCACUAAAAAUACAGACAACCCCAAUCAGAGGCAGAACAGAAGUUAUAAUACCAGUCAGGAUACGAUCAAAAAUAGCAGCAUAAAUACUGACCUGCCCAAAGCUUACAUGGAUUCCAUACAAAUUGAAGACUUACCACAUUUAAAUAAGGGGGAUCCCACGAAGAAGUGCGUCCGUAUUAAACUACCAUGCGGAAAAGUGUUCAAGGCUACUGUUCAUGGGCAAAUACAUGUAGACACUAACACAUUGUUCAAGGACCCAGCAUUACGUGCAGUUUUAUUAAGCAAUAUCUCUAACAAAAAACGAUACACUCUAAACGUCAAACAAAUGUCGACAUCCAAUAAGUCGAAUCCAGAUAAAAUAGUAGAGUCUCGUAUACAAGAAAUAAGAUUGGCGGCGCCUAAACCAAAACUAGAUAACGUCGUUGAAACUAUCGAUUUACUCAGCGAUUCAGAUGAAGAUAGUCCAAAGGAGAAAAUGAACAUAGCACAACAUUUAAACACUGAAUUUGGUAAAUAUAAAGUGAAAAAUAUGGAAAAGCAGUUUCUAGAAAAUCAUCAGAAGAUACUCGACAAAAAGUGUGUCGUGAAAUUAAAAAGAGAGAAUUUAAACGCAUCAUAUAAUGAACAACAAGUUAAAUUGGAUCAAAAUAAAGAAUUAACGCCUGACCAUUUAAAAUCAAGUAAAACGACAGUAAAUGUAAAGGAAUGUGGUUUGGUAAAUUCGCUUCCACCUGUCUCUAACAUACCUGCUGAUGUUGAACAGAAUGAGCCUGCUGCUCAGACCAGUCAAGACCCGGUUGAGCCUGUUACUACACCAAGCCAACCAGUAAUUCAGACUAAUAUUGAACCUGUCGGCCCAUCUGAUAAUUCCAUCCAGACUUGUGAUGCACCCAUGACCCAGACUGGUGAUAAACCUGUGAUGCAAUCAGUGAUCCAGCCUGUCAUUCAAUCAGAGAUUCGACCUAUAAUACAGUCUGUUAUUCAACCUGUUAAACAGUCUGUGAUUCAGUCUGUUGUCCAGACUGAAAUUGAACCUGUGAAACUGUCCGUUAUUCAACCUGCUAAGCGUGCUCACAUUGAACCUGUCGCACAGACUGUGAUUCAACCAGUCAUGCCACCUGUUGAUGAUUCUGAUAUUCUACCUGUUAGUGAGACUGUUAAGCCUGUGAUUCAACCAAUUCAACCUGAAAUGGAGGUAUUGGUACCGCCUGUUCCAUUAAACACAUUGCCUGCUAUUCAAUCUGAGCGUCAACCUAAUCUUCAGUUUAAUGUAGAAGAAGCAAUUCUUCCGGAUAUACAAUCUAUUCCUCAGACAGUAAUUCUGAAAACUACUCAAUCAGAUGUGAAACAAAUAAUUCAAUCAAUAACCGAAGUACCAGCUAUUAAACCAAUUUUACAACCUACAACAUCACCACCUGAAGAAGUCAUUGAAAUUGAUGAUUCAUCCAAUGACGAAGAUAUGAUCGUUCCAGAUCUUACUAACAGAGAUGAAAAUGCCAUAGUUGGACUGAUGCUUGCGCAAUCCAUCGCUGAACCGUUGACAGUCACACACAGAAUUACUGCACCUGAAACGCUGGUUGAUUCGAACAAGCCAGUCGAAGAAAAGAUUAUGGAAUUCAAGAAUCUGCUUUUCAAAGAUCUUGGUAUUGCAGAUCUUGCUGAUAAUUCAUCACAGUCUGGAGACACGAUACUUUCAUUCACAGGCGCUCCUCUAGCCACGGAAAGCGAUAAUUCUGUUAGUAACGAAUCUAUGACACCCCCUAUAUUACCAGAAUGUUUCGUGAAGUUGACUAAGUGUGACGAACUAGUAAGGAAAUACGAAAAUCUGAAAAUGCUGAAGAAAUGCUUUAUUAAAUUAGUCAGGUGCGAUGACUUAGUUAAGAGCUUUACUGAACGGCCCAUUGAUGUUACUGAUGAACUUUCUGAUGACAUUAUAGAUAUGGAAGAUCAUGUUCUUGAAGAUGCCGCAAGAAAUGUGGUGCCGUUGUCGCGUUGCGGAUCAUUCUCAAUUCUUGCCGAUUACGAAGUGCUUGAUGCGCUACAAGAAAGUGAAAAAUUGAGUUUCAAUGACAGAAGUAGUUCCCCCGUAAUGGCAGCAUACGAGACUAUUGCCUCAUUGUGCAGUCAACCUGAAAUGUCUAAACAAAACGAACAAAUAACGAUGGACAAAUUGACAUGUCAUAGUGAAUGGUUAUUGACUAAACCUAAUACCCAUUUACAAUAUAAAAACAAUCUUAUCAAAGAUAUCGAGAGAUGUGCAUCACAUACAAAUUCUCACGAAUCUUCAAGUGAAACAAAUCAACGUAAAGUAAUGCCUUUAACGGCUUUAGUAUUGAAGCUCUUCGAGGAUCAAUCAGUUCUAGAUAAAAUUACACCAACUAGAUUGACUAAAACUAAAACCAACAAUACAAAAUCUUAUAGGAGAAGGACUCUACUAAAUCUGAAAAGAAAGAGUCUUGAUCCUAUUGAAACAGAAUGCAAAAUUUCUAAAACAACUCGUGACAUACGCCAGGAACAGAGUGAAAAUGAAUUGACAAGUAAACCAGAAGAAGCUGUAGUGAAUUAUCAUCCAAACACCGAUGAAGUUGAGGUAAUGCAAAAGGAAUGUGAUUAUAGUAAUGUUGAAAUAAAUAUGCAGGUGCAGGAUAAGGAUAUUGUAGAAGUUACAAAUUCUCAGGACAAUUCAUCACUAUUCUGUAGAUCCAUCGAGGAUGUACAGAAUAAUGCUGAUGAAAAUCAUGAUCAAUCCGAUACAGAUAUAAGAAUACUUAACGCAGCACUCGAAGACAGUAUAAUUGAAGUGGAUUCCACGUUAUCCUGUGUAGAAGACAAGACAGAGUCUCUCAGUUCUUCCAUAUUACAAGAAGCAGAUUCAACGCAAACUGAAUUUUACAUAGAAAAUGAUAAAACACAAUUUGAAAUUGAUGCUGGCGUACUACCAGAAGUGACCGGAAUCGUCGCGGAAACCAUCAGUGGCGGUGACAACAUAAUAUCUGAAGUAGAAGUAUCCGAAAGUAUAGCUGAAAAUUGUAUGGAAGAUCCUGAAGAUAUUCGUCAAGAUAACGACACAAUUACACUGACAGAACAAAGUACGUACAACACUUAUGACGACACAAAUACAACAAAAGAUUCAGAUGCUAGUGAGGAAAUUCUAGUAACAACUGUAGUCACUGAAUUAGAUACAAGCCAUCUCAUAAGAAUAUGCAAAGACAACAAGGAUAUAAACAAUGAAGCCAUGCCGGACGAUGAGGGUAAGCCAGAACAAAAUACUUGUCUAGAUAUUGACAUGAAAUCGCAAGUGGCAGACAACUCGAUACUUGGUAAUGAUGAUUAUUUAGACAAAGAAGCUACCGUAGAAAAUAUUUCUGGAGAUGUCGAUACAAGUAAUGAAGAGCCAGAAUUGAUAAUAGAAAUUACGUGUAAUAAUAUAGAAACAUUGCUGAAAGAAACGAGCAGCAUUAUUGAUAAUAAUUGUAUGAACACUGAUAAUGAGCUGCAAGAGUCUGAAGUGACAACUGAAAAUAUCAUCAAAGACGCUGGCACAGAAUUGGAAAUUUCAGAAGCAAUAGAAACUGCAGAUGAAACAAAUAUAAAAUUGAAAGAAUUUGAACAAGAUUACGAAACUACUACAGCUCCUUCAAAAGAGCCAGAAUUGCCAGUUGCACAUAUUCGUGAUGAUGCUGAUAUACAAAUGGUAGUUGAAGAACAUGAAAUUGCUCCUGAAAAUACAGAUAUAACUCCAGAAGUUGGCACCGAUGCUAAUACAGAAUCUGAUAACGCCAUAAUUCUCUUAGAGAAUAACAGUGCAAACAUCAAUACACAAUCCAAACAGACCGAACUUACCUACCAUAAAGUUUGCUAUGAAGAUAACACCACUCGAGAAGAAACGACGGAAGCUGUUCAAGACAUUAUAUCUGAACCUGCGACUGAGAUAAACGAGGAUAUGAUUUGCGAAGACGUUAGUAGGACUACGCGACUACUAGAACAUACGCCCUUGGCCAUGGAUUUCGUGUCUGUAGAAGACGAUACAACCAUCACAGCGAUAAAUACGACGCAGGAAAAUAUAUGCGAGGAACUUAAUAAACAACCAGAAGAAGUAGAAACAACAAUGCACAACCUUUGUGAAGAUGACAUGAUAAUAUCAGAGCAAAUAGACAUUACUGCGAAGAAUAUGUCUGAUGAUUGCGAAAAAAUCGUUACAGUUGUAGAAAUAAGCCAGGAUAGUAGUCUUGAUGUAGAACUAAAGUCUGUUGAAACAGGAAGAGAACAUAACGAAGAAGCUGCUAAUAUGCUAGAGCAGAUUGACACAACUCAAGACAAUUUAGGCGAGGAAGCUGUAAGCAUUGACAACGACAUAGAAACGGAAAACAACCAUACAACGCAGGAAAAUGUAUCCAAAAAUAUUUGCGAAGAUGACACUGAACUGCAAUCUGCAGUAUCUGAAAUGGGAGACCCUAUUGCAGAGUCUGUUAGUUUAGAAGAAAAUACUGUCAUUCAACAAACCGUCUAUAAUGAAGACAAUACCUGCGAACAAGCUAAUGCCAAGCCCGUUGAAACAGGGGUGACGGACAUAAACAAAGAUAUAGAACAGGAAAAACCAGAACUGAGUAAUGAGAAUAUGUCCGAUGGUCGUAUAAUUGAAGAACAAAUUAAAGAUAUUUCUGUAAAACUUAAAACACCUGAAAUUACCAAAACAAAUCAAGAAAACACUAACGCAAAUGAGGUGAGUAAACUGUCAGAAUUUAGUAUGGAAAACACAGAUGUAGAAAACAGUGAAUAUGUUGGUGAAGUAAUCAGUACCAAAGUUAACGAUUUUGAUGUAGAAAUAAUUUGUGAAGAACUCACGGAUGAAAUUAUUAAAAAUGCUACGAAUAAACUUCCAUCGGAUAGCAGUUGUGAAGUUCAAAAUGCCGAAAGCAACAAAGAUUCUGAAGAAAUGGGCAAUGUGUCUGGUUUUGAUGUAGAAGUAAUUUGUGAAGAAGUCAAUGAAAUUGUUAGCAACACCGAUUUGAAACCUGAUGACAGCAAUUCAGCAGAGGAGAAUGUCUUAGAAUCAGAAGAGGUAGUUACAGUACUUAAAGUGUUAGAUAAUGAUACUAUUGAUCAAGUAAAUCAAGCGGAAUUCUGCGCAGAGAGGGCAAAUAAGACUGAUGACAAUGAUAUCAUAACAAAAAGAAAAGAAAGUGAGAUUGUACUUAACAAAAAUAUAGAAACAUCAAAUAGUAAUUCUGCGGAAAUAGAGGAGGUGAAAAUUUUCGUAGGAAAGUCAAUUGAUGAUCUUGUUAUGAUUAACGAAAAACAAUACAUUGUAAAAGGCAUUAUUGACAUUGGUGAUGACAAGGACCUCGCUGAAUCAGUUCUUGCCGGUACCUCAAACGAAAUAAAUGAAUCAGUGGUACAAAAACCAAUUAAAUAUACAAACUUACAGAUGCUCGAAAAUAACAGCCUUUAUGAUAAUUCCAGCUCGGUACUAAGAGUUAUCGAGUACGAAGAUGAGAAGAUGGAAAAAUGCUAUCUGUUUCCUGUUAAUUCUGUUUUAUGUGACAGCGAAUAUGAAGAACCCUUGUCACCUGAAGAAAAUAUAAUAGUUACACAACAACUACAUGAAGAUGUUCAAAUAGAAGAAAUAGACAUUAAACUUAAUAUGCCAAAGAUAACAUAUUCACGAAGAUAUAUAAGUGACAAGAAAAACAGAAAGAACUUGAAACGUAAGGUUGACAUGACGGACGUAAAGGUCUACGAGAAGAAGUAUAGAAAAGGCAAAAAUAUUGAUUAUCCUAAAAUAACAAUCGCUACAAUGGGAGACUCGGCGUACAGCAAAGAAUUUAAGCGGUUGCUUGAUUACUGUAGUUCUGUAACAUUUUCAUAUUCGCGGCCAUUCCAUAAAGAAUACAUAGACGUGCAUCACAUAUUAAAAUCUUGGCCAAUACAAGGCAUAUGUAAUGUUCCACAGAUGACAACUGAAAACGAUAAUAUGAUAUUCAGAGACACAGAAACUGUAGUUAGUAUUUAUGAUCCAAGUAAGCAAACAUUGGCUGAUGAAAUUAACACCGCGAAUAGCGAAGAAUCGGACUAUGUAUCUUACGACAUAAAUGAAACCAAUUUCAAUAUGGGUUUUGGUGAGGGGUCCGGCAGAGUCAUACAAAAUUUGGAGGACGGAUGUGGUACAAAAUUUUCGGCUGCGACUCUGUCGGACGUAAAACAAACUCAGCCGCUUUUACUGUCCAACAAUUAUGGUAACUGUGUGCAUAAUCGAAUUAAUUCAACAUAUAAACAUGAAAUUGAUUUCAUUCAACGCAAUAUAAGAUGCAUUCAAAUGAGAGAGAAAGUAAGAUCAUUUUUUAAGAAGACAAUGACUGAAUUAACUUAUGAUUGGAUGAAAGAGCAAGAAAAAGGUGAUUAUUCUGAUGGUUUGUUUGAUUCAGAGUUUCCCUAUGGACUUACUGAUCCGGACUUUAUGCAGCCAGCGCCAUUUUAUGCCACUGUCCAGAUUGUGCAAGUCGGUCAAUUGCCAGUGAGUGCGGCGGCACAGAACCCAGUGACAUGUGAUCCGAGAGUAACACAAGUUUCUAAUGUAAGUCCAUCCCAAUGUUCGGCUGAAAAUAGCCCUAGCGACGAUCCGCAGUCGGUAAUAAAAACUGAAUAUACGGAACUAACAACUGCUGAUUUAAGUAUGCCUUUAGCUCAAGAGUACGUGCAGCACAUACAGUCCAUGCCAGUACCGACUCAUGAAGCCAUGAAUUAUCCCAUGGGCAGUAAUUACACUGUCGAUGUGGAUAUAAAACCAGAAAUCAAAAUAGAAAUGGAAGAAGCGCCUGAAAUCAAAGAGGAGGUUAAUGACAAUUAUGAAAAUAGUGACUAUCCACCACUGUUUGAAAAGAAUAUGAUGAACAAUGUUGAUUAUUCUUACGAGAGUAACCAUUCUCAUAUAACACCACUAGAACCGAAUCCUAAUACGACAUUGCUCUAUAAUUACAUGGACAAGCAACCUGAGUCAUAUCCACACUUAAAACACCAGCAACAACAGGAUGAACAUUUGCAAAUGCAGCAACAGUUGCAACAACAACAACAGGAACAAUAUCAGCAACAACAAAAAAUAUUACAACAACAACUUGAACAAGAGCAACAGUUGCAGCAGCAGCAGCAGGAAUAUCAACAGCAGCAAAUAGAAAUGCAGCAAAUGCAAAUGGAACAAGAGCAACUUAAAUUGCAGCAGAUGCAACAGCAACAGCUGAAGCAGCAGCAAGAAGAGGAGCUGAAACAUCAACAACACCUGCAAGAGCUGAAGCAACAACAACAGCAACAAGAAGAACUAAAACAUCAGCAGCAUCUAUUGGAGCUCAAACAACAACAGGAACUUAAGCAACAGCAACAGCAGCAGCAACUCCAAGAGCUAAAACAACAACAGCAGCAACAAAAACAACAGGAGUUGAAACAGCAACAACAAAAGCAGAAAGAACUGAAGCAGCAGAAACAAGAAUUAAAACAACAGCAGCAGCAACAAAAACAAGAGCUCAAACAGCAACAGCAACAAAAGCAACAGGAGUUGAAACAACAGCAGCUGGCGCAACAACAGAAACUUAAGUUACAGAAACAACAACAACAAGAACUGAAACAGCAACAACUAAAACAUCAGAAACAGCAGCAACAGGAGUUACAGCAGAAACAAAUGCAACAACAACAACAGGAAUUGCAACAAAAACAGCAGAUGCAACAGCAACAAGAAUUACAGCAAAAACAACAAAUGCAACAACAGCAGCAGCAACAAGAACAGCAUCUGCAGCAACAACAGCAACAGAAUGGUUCGCAAGAUAAGACAGAUCAAAUAGCCCACGCAAUGAAUGCGGCUGGGAUCUCCUCAGGCACAGAUACCAUAUCAGGUAACAGAGCUCAAGCUCUAGUAAAUAUGCUAUCUCAAAAACUCAGACAAGGUACCGUUACUACUGGCCAGGCAUCUACAAACAAUUUUCAAAAGACAACAUCCAUUAAUGCUAUGGCAUUACAGCAGGCCCUAGCGCAAAUACUACCACCACCUCUGAAUCAAACCAAUGGAUCAGAAAACAAUCAACAAACGACCAACACGCAAGUAACGCCACAGGUUUUACAUAUAGUACAGGGAAAAAGCGCUUCAGGCAACCAUCAACAAAUUACUUUAGUCGAUAAUACUCAACAAUCCGUUAUAAAUGCACCAAAUGCAACUCCGGUGUUGCAUAUUGUGCAGAAUAAAACUGUACCUCCUGGACCUACUUCAAAUGGGACGCCGGCUUCCCAAACCAACUCCUUCAGCGGACUAUCCCUAGUAGAUGGAAUACAACAAGGAAAUCAACUCCUGCACAUAGUAAAUGCCGGGAAUCAGAAAAAUGCAAAUACAGGACAGCUUCUGAAAAGAGUUAAUCUUUUGACGAACCUAACAAAUGUACAGGGAGGGAAUGAGCAAAAAAUGGUGCAGUUUGUCUGCAAAUCAGCUGAUGGAAAACCUAUACAGUUGAAUGGACCACAUCAACGUAGCAUGGUGCUAAGACUGCAGCCUGUUGAGACCCCUAACCUUCAACCCACUCAGCAAAAACAGAUGGAGUCACAAGAAAUGAGCCCAACACAUAACGCGAACAGUAAAGAUUCUGAAAUUAAAUCGCGGUCAGUGUACGAAGAAAAUUACGCGAAAUUCAUACAAAGCUCUUCACCUAAAACAAAUGUGCCUGAAAAAGGCACUAGCUUGCCAAAGUUUAACCAAGCUUUUGGCAAACAAGUCUAUCAAGAUGGCGGACAGAAGAGUGAAAUCAGCAAUGGUAACGCUAUGUCUCCUGGUAGUGAAAACCCAGAAUGUCAGGCUAAUGAUAACGCCAUGAACUUAGAUCAUAUAACACAGAUUGGAAGUCCACCACUACUAUUGAGAAAAACAUCAACUUCACAAGCACAGCCGAACUUAGUACAGCAAAUAAAGCAGACAAUAUCCCCUAUGAAUAUUCAUGGUGGGGUCAUAUACACUCGUCAAAUACCUGUAAACCUUCCUAGUGGACAGACCAUCAACUUGAUCACUGUUCCAAGUUCGGACCUUAUUGAUGAAUCAAAUAACAAGCAACAAGGAGAAAUGGGAGAGCCGUCAAUAAUAAAGAUUGUGCCUCAAACUCAAGCUAACUCUAACUCUGAACCCUCUGAAGAAAAUAAUUCACAUAUGCCAGCAAAUGAUAACGCUCAUACUCCACAGCCGCAACCACAACCAGUUUUAACGCAAAUGAGGAUUAAAUUGCCCAUGUUAAGUAAAGCUCCACAAAUGGUGUCCGGAGGAAGACUUGUAAGGCCAUCAUUCUUCCAAAUACAACGGAAUGUCAUCUCUGGUACAAAUCAACCUGUGUACCAGCAGUUGGUGCUAACAGCAGCUCCUCAGGCUGGACAGCAGACUAUCAGGCUACCUGCUCAAGCUCAAACAACCAGCAGACCGGUGAAAGCCACUCCUAGUGAAAGUCAGUCCUCAACUGAAUCUAUGAGUUCUUCAACAUUGGAACAACUGAGAGAGUUCGAUUUAGUAUUGGAGCAAGUUAAGGAGAGAAGCACGGUACAACCGACUACUAAGUCGAAGAGUAAAAAAGCUUCGAAAGCUUCUACGGAGACGGCGUCGACCAGUUCAGCUGGUGCGGAGUCGUCACGUUCGCAACCAGCUCCACACAAACAACAUCAAGUAUUGUACUCUAUCGGUAACACACAACCUUUAAACGUUGCUUAUGUUAACAGAAAAGCUUCGGGAUCAACGUCCACUCCCACCACCUUCGUACGAUCUCCAGACUCUUCAGGCAUUGCUGACUCGUCACCUUCGUCAUCAUCUCAUAGUCAAAUCCCACACACUGUCACCAGCGAACCGUCAACAUCUGAUGCGCCAGCUACAUCCAAGUCCAAAUCUGGCUCAAAGUCCAAAUCUAGACCAAAAGCUUCGUCGAAUCCUCCCAACACAUUAAAACUAAAUACAACACCUCCGAAGCCAUCUACUCAGAAACCAGCAGAGGAUGAACAGACAACUCAACGGAUUCUAUACAUCUUAGCUGAAUAUAAAGAGCAAGUUGAAAAUUCUCCGGACAAGGACAAACCAGCACCGCGUCGUAGAACUAACCCGCCUUCGAAUCCCGGGUCUUCGAAACGCAAGAAGAGUUCCAGCUACCGUCGAGGUCGUGAUAUGAGUCCUAUAGACGACUCAUGUAGAACGAUGGGUUCUGAAGACAGCAGUUGUGGCACUUCACAGGGCGACUGCAACGAUAGCUGUGUUGACAGUCAUUCACCACAAGAUAGCCCUCGUAAAGUAGUCCGCAAGCUUACCUUCGAACAGGAAGCCCCGCCCACACCGCAACCAAGACCGCAGCCGCAACGAAACGUCAUCGUGGCUGACGGUCAAACCAUCACUGUGGCUAGAGGUACGGCUGGCAAACCGUCCACUGCUGUCCUGAUGCCUGCUAACUACAUAUUGCCAGUAUCCAUGAUAAAAGGAGGCCAGCAAAUUGCUAUUGUGACAAACAGAGGCCCCAAGCUGUUGACAGUCGGCGGUGGCGAGGGCGGAGCUACCAACGCUUUAUUGUUGCAACGACUAAUAGGCCCAGCUGGAUUAAAACCAGUGCUGACCCGGCCAGGGGUUCGGCAUGUCCGCUUGCCAACUGCGGCGCUGCAUAAUCUUCAAGCGUUUAACCUGGCGACUGCAACAACAGUGCAACCACCAGACAGUACUGCUUCGCCGGCCCCCGCUCCCACGCCUCCCGAGCUAGUGGAGACUAGAGCCAACAGUUCACCUUGGAGGGACCGCGAAGCGCAGGAAGUGAAGCCUGAGCGAGGAUCCAGCCCCGAGGGGGAGCCCUGGCAUCUUCCAGCGACAGCAGAUCCGCAUGACUACAGCUACGAGGAGGUCGUCCGCACCGACAACAUGGACCGAACCGUACUUGACCCGAUCCCAGAUAGAUACAGUCCCGAUAUGGAAGCCCAAAGGAUAUUUGAUAAGAUGUUCGACGUCGAUUCGAAAAAGUCUUACAUGGUCGAUUCGCACGACGAUUCGCCGCGAUGCGGCUACGAUAUUGACGCGUCAGAUUGCGACGAUAAGGCCUACCAUCAGGUUGUGCAGAAGAAGUCUGACGGCUCGCACCACAGACAGCAUCGAUUGACUCACGUGUCUGCAGCCGCCUUGAGGCAUAAGUAUGCCAUACUGGAACAUGAGCUGCGAUUACAGGAGUAUCUUUCUCAGAAAUCCCUGUCGGAGGAGUGUGAGGACUUGGGAGUGGAUUCGCCUUCAGCCUCGGAACUGUUCCCGGAGGCUGAGCUGCUGUUUGCAGCGUCGCCGGCGCAUGACCACACGCAGGACCAUCCACAUCAUUCACAUACGCCACAACCACUCCUCCACCACAGCAGCAUCCCCCAGCCGGACAUGGAUGAUCAGAUAGCCACCGACCAGCUGCUCCCGCGCGGAGACCUGCACGACGAGCGACAAGACCUGGCCAUGGGGCUCGACGACGUCGGCAUCGUCACCGUCAGCGAGGACGGCAUGCAGGCCACCAUAGCGCUCGACCAAGAGGAGUUCGCCCGGUCUCAUCCUAACACCACCUUCCAUAGUGAGCCCACUGAUGAUGGAGUGGUGCAACCAUUCACGAUAAGCGGGCUCAAAGGUCGACACAUAACAUCGACAAUAUUCCACGCGAACCGCGCGCCCGGCACCGUACUGAUGACGGCGCCGCAGACCACCGUCAUCUCGCAGGCGACGGCCGAGACCAGCGGCGCGCACAACGUCAAGUAUGCAGACAUCGACAACAUGAUCAACUCCAUGCCUCACUCACACGGCAACAACAUCAACUUGUCCUCAGUACUCGUCAAAGACGACGGCUUAACUAGAUUUGACAAUAUCCUAAACGAUAACAGAGAACUUCACCUCUCUAACACAGCAUCCGCCAUCGUCCACGCGACGGGCAACAACACCACACAAGUCAUCCGACGAGUGUGCUACGGAAAUAAACGAGAACAAACCUCAAGGUUCCUAAUGGACGACGGCCUCAUGGCCAGUGAGGACGCCAAAAUGAUGGCCGACGAUUCCAGAGACUUCGGCGACGUCGAAGACGAGGGAUCCUCCCCCGAACGGACCGAACUCUUCUGGGAGUCAAACUCCGCAUCAGAACGAGAGACUCGACGGCCGCUCGACUUCAGCAGCGACAGUGAUAAAUGCUGCAAGAGUCCGUCGUACGAGGAGAAUAAUUCAACCGAUUCGAGCGGGAUAGGCGCUCACAUGAGACUGGACUCGGUGAUCAAGGAGGCGCGGGGGCUGGAGCGGCGCGGCAGCGGCGACGGCUCGUCGGCGGACGAGCUGCCGGCGCCCGCGCUGCGCACCUACCCCGCGGCGCGCGCCUGCGUGGCCGGCAAGACGCGCGCCGGCGCCGAGCCCGCGCGGCCCGCCUGCGCCUCGCCCGGCCGCCGCGCGUCCGCCCGCGGCGUGGUGAAGCGCGGCUGCCACUGCUGCUCCGCCGAGCCCGCGCCGCCGCGCCCCAAGAAGCCGCGCCACCGCCGCCCCAACCUCGACUUCACGCCCGCCAACUGAACGCGGCGAGAGGCGUUACCUACUACUUACGGCUGUGGCACUCUACUCCGUCUGCCCCGCCAGACUGAAAAGCGAUCUCUUCACUGACGAGGUUUCACUUCUUAGGUGUAUUAUAAAAAAAAAACGUUGUUGACAUUGUUUUGUAUAUAAUUUUAUAAGUAAAAUAAAACCGGUAGCUAAGUUCACAGCGCAUUCGAUACGCCAUUUUAAUUAUUUUUGUUAAAGUUGAUCGAUUGAUUCUUCGUGAGUUCCUUUACGUGUUAUUAUUUUCUAAGUUAUGUCACCGAUAAGUUCAAAUUCGUUUUUAUCUCUAUAGCGAAUGACGAUUUCUUUUGUAUUGUUAAUUUUUUUCUUGUAAUAUAUCCAUAUACAUAAUAUUUUGUAUCGAUAUGUAAUUGUAUAAUAUUGUAUUUCUAUAGGUUACCUCUAAUAGACGUAAGUGUUUCCGUUAGUGAUUACAGGCCAUAUUCAAAUAUGAAUUUAAUCGUCUUUUAGCGGUGUAGAUGUAUUAAUUAAUUGAUAACAUAGCCCUUCAUAACGAUGCUAGACUGAUGUUGACGAACGAUUUGUUUCAUUAGCGCGUUGUCAUUUUGAUUCGAGCCAAUAUAUAUUUUUGAUUUUAAAUAUUGUAGUAUAUGCGCAUAGUUUUAGUUGUAAGCGACUUCCAUGUGACACAGCACAAAGUGAACUAUUCAUAAAGUAAAAGACGAUGGGAGCUUUAACUUCAGGUGAUUUGAAUUAUUUUUGAGAUUUCGUUUAUCUAAAUACUUGGGUGCCAAUAGUUUACUUGGCGUCUAUACUCACCUGUGCUUUUACGUUACGUUUCCAAAGGGCGUUAUUAUCGCUGUAUUUAAUAAUAUAUAAACAUUUAAUAGUAGCAAUGUGUUAAGCUAGUGUGAAUUUGAUAUCCAUAGUGUAAAACAUGUAAAUAAACUUUUGAUCCCCAAUUUUUGUUUAGGGGACCGUCUAGUCACUAUAGUACCGAUAUGAUAUAGCGUUAUACGUGUUACGCAGGCCGGCCGCUCGCUGGUCACCGGACCGGCUCAAAGCCGAAACAUUCUUUUUCCUUGCAGUAUUCUACCGCUUGUGUAUAUAAAAAGCCAUAAUAGAUAAUGAUGACGAAUAAUGUUUUUUGUCUCUAUUACUACAGAAUAAAAUGUGAAUAAUUUUCAAAAAAAAAAAAACUAAAUUCUUGACGUUUAGAAGCAAGAUUCAUUCCGAAUUUGUAAAUAGUGGAAUGGGGGUGUUUAAAUUUUAGUGAAUUUAGUGAGUUUCGACCUGUUUUGGGUCGUAUAGUGAAAAUUGUAAUGGGUAAUUAUGUGCACUCGAUGGGUGGUAAAACCCAAAGUAAAACUUAAUUUAGUCGUAAGUGGUAUUAGCGUGCGACGGCCGGGACGACUCGCGUCCGAUGCGUCGCGAGGUUGCUUCACGAAUGCCUCCGCUAAAGACACUAAAAUUAACAGAUCCAAUAAUACGACUCAAUUAUAUUAUCCGAGUUUUUGAAACAUAUGUAUUAUUUCGUUUUGGAAGAAAAAAAAUCUGCCAUUUCUAAAAAGUAAGGUUCGAAUUUUUUAUAUAUUCCAACAUGUUGUUAAUUGUUCAUAUAAUAUUGUAGGCAGCGUCGUACCUUCGAUAUUAUUGUCCGAACGGAAUUAAAUACAGUAUUGCAGAUGCGUUUUUGUUAUAUUUUUCACUUAGAAUUUUAAAUUUAUUAGCUGUAAAGGGAAACUAAUAAUUAACGUUUAGGAGUUUCAUCAUUAUUUUUUAAUUGAAUUGAUUGCGUUUUGUGAUUACAUAUUGUAAACAUUAUUUUUAAAAGUGCUACAGAAGAAAUGAUCAUUAAAACUUAUCUAUUAAACA
Molecule: messenger RNA, 21786 nt
Organism: Helicoverpa armigera (cotton bollworm)
Lineage: Eukaryota; Metazoa; Arthropoda; Insecta; Lepidoptera; Noctuidae
Exons: 17
Coding region: 64-19926 (6620 amino acids)
Source: RefSeq, a predicted model, not a curated record